UCAUGCAAUAGAUGGAGUCUGCGAUUCAAUCGAAUGUCAACGGCGUGGAGACAUGCGCGAUGGAGACCCAGGACAUUGUCAAGGGUAUCGCAGUUGUCAGCAACGAAGGGAUAUCGGCCGGAGCAAACACCACAGACUGUGCAGUGGUCCUUGCGGCAAUUUGUGAGCAGACUGCAGACAUGAUGACGGAUGGUGAGGCCAGUGGGAAUGAUGCAGGGUGUGUUGUUGCAGACGAGAAUGUGGUCAGGACGUCAGCAGGGACUCUCUUCCCCUAUGACAUCAAUUGGGUGCCUGGUCGUCUUCAACCGGGUAUCGUUGGAGGAGCGCCGUACUUCGCGUUCAAAGUCAAUGGGGAAUGGGUUCCAUAUCCCGUCCCCAAAGCGACGUCGUGGAGGGGCGUGACUCUGUCAAUCAUCUUCGACAGAGUGCUGAGGUUGAACGAUGAGGUGAGCGCUGACGAAAAAUCGCGGCAUGUGUUGAAACUGUGGCAUGUUCUGGACGCGAAGGGCGAGUUGAGGCUCAAUGAUUUUGAGUACGACAGUGUCGACUGCGGAGAGUCAUGGGUGAUUGGCGGGUUGGACACUGCAGCGAGUUCGGUUUGCCCACAGACUGAUGCCAGGAGGGAUCCACGGUGGGGUUGGGUGCCACAUGACGGCCCGCUUCUUUGUGGCCGUGUGAAGGUGCCGAUGCGUGAUGCCAUGGGGAAUGUAUGGACCACGUGUUAUAUAAACGACAACUUCUCAUCUAGGCACUUGAACAGGGAGGUGACUGAAGAGGAGAAAAUGGCGAUGGCUUAUCCCACCCCAGCUGCUCGUUGUUUUUCGCCGCCUCUUCGAAACCCUGUGGAGCUCGAGGUGGCAGAGGGGAAAGUGUUCGCGGGUUACCAUGGGUACACAUACAGGCAUACCAGAGGGGAGGACGCUACUGCUGAUGAAAUAACCACGCUGAGAGAAGAGGUCGAAAGACAAAGCUUGUGCAUCAUGUCGAUGUCGGUAGCACAGGUGGCGAAGGCUCUCAAAGAGGUGAUGAAGUAUGCAGGGGAGGGCUUCCACUACAACGGCCGUGGCGAGUUGUCUUUGUUGGAGGAGAGGGUGCCGGGGUACUUUGUUGUUAGCGUGGAUAUGAGAUCCACGAUCAUGGCCAACGGCAGUGGUUGUGUACACGCACGAACACUCUUGGAACGAUUGAGAGAGUCACCUGAUGUUCGUGUGGACAGCGACGCGGAAGACAACCCAUACACGUCAGCAGGAGAGGAGAUCAUUAGUGGCAGACCAUUGUUGGGGGGCUUGUUGGGUUGUGCUUUGGAGCGGCUUGGUCUUGCAACCUGCGAUGUCGAGAGACAGAGAGAAAGGGAAGAGGGUUGGAGGCUGAUUGCCAGCGAAACAAGGUUACCGGUCAUUGAAGAAACCGGGGAGACAUCAACAGCACAAGAUACGAGUGGGACGAUGGUGGUCGACGUGUCUACCAUGCACACAUCAACGACAGAGGACUUGGUGUAUAUAGACAUGUGUGAGGGUUUCUUCUUAGGGGAACAACAGUUGGUAGAGCGCAGAGACGAUGCAGAGCACAGAGAUGAUGCAAAGGAGGAGGAUGAGGAAGAGUACGAGGGUUCUGACGUGGAGGUGAGCGGCAGCGACGUCAGCAGCGACGAAGAGGACGACGACAAUGAUGUGUACUACGAUCUCAAGACGGCCUGUAGACAAGUAACCAAAGGUUGGGCACAUGCAAUCCUCAGAACAAAGAAGAGAAUAUCCUACAAAGACGACAGAACAGUGGAGACAAUCGAUAUUAGAGGGUCUGACGACAGGCACAGCGGACCCCAAGUGGAAGAAGAGGAGGAGCACGACUGUUCCGCGCCAGAGAAGUCAGAUGGUGCGGUGGACGAGGAACCAGGAAACGAGGGAGACGACAACGAUUCUUCCCGCAGACAAUCGCAAGACACUGAUGAGAACGACGACAGCGACAGCAAGUCGGCCAGCGAGAGAACCGGCGAAGACCAGAGCGCCGCUUCGGAAAGAGGUGGUUCGCCAUUUCCUUCAAGGACGCUGCGCAGAGAAGGAGAACGGCAGACACGCAAUGGCAGCGACACCGAGGAGCGUGUCGGUGACAGACAAAUCGUACAGCACGUCAGCGCCGCUGGAAAAGUGCGCGCAAGCGGCGGAGCCGUGCAAGGACCGAAGGACGAGGGCGCCACAUUCGCGAAGAAAAUGAAGGGCAAGCUGUUGCGUUCCAUCGCCAAAGCCUUUGCGUUCUCUGCGGCAAACGACGCAACUCUGUACCCGACAGAGGACGCGUUUUUCGCGGCGGUGCAAGCGACGGCGAAACUGGCAGGGGAGACAGCAGAGGAAGGGUUGCGGUCUCACAUAGCAGAGUGCGGGAUUCGAGCUGUCAUAGGGGAAUGCAACAAAAUGAUGACGACGAUCCACGGAGAGAUUACAUGGCAGCUGAAACAUUGGUUUUGGGAUGAAAAAGGGAUUCCGCUCGUUGGAUCGCAGCAAACGGACCACCACCUCCCCGCUCGUAACAAGAUGCGCACCGAGAUGAAGGAGAACAAGACGUGGAGACGGAGCGGCGACGAUCCGUGGGGCGCCCCCGCCUUCAAGACGACACUCUUAAAAGUUUUUCAGAUGAGGAAGGAAGGCCGAAACCUGGGCGUCACCCUGCAGCAUCUGACUUUUGCGGAGAUGGUCAUUCAAUGUGAGAUAGAACAGACAACGAAGACGACACGAGCUGCGGAGCAGAUAGAAAAAUUGGUAUCUAUAAAGCAGGCAAUCGUCUCAUCUCUCCGUAGCCGAGAUACGGUAAUGAGUUUUUCCGUGACUGAGAAGGCAGCAGCGCUCUUUCGCUCUGGCACGCCGUCUGUCCACAAGCCUGGGCCUCCAAUCACCACAAUAACAGAUGACGAUUAUGAUAUCGAGUUCAUUCUCCCUCGGAGUACAGCAGCCGGAGACGGGGACAGGCGCACCGACAGUCUGUGCGCCGCACCCUUAACAACGAGGGACAGUUUGGCGACAUUUCGACAUGGAAAGGAGGAUGCGGGGCAAUGACCAAACGGUGGAACGAAAGGUUCUUUUUUUAGAUGUUUCGAACCAGGAGAUGCAAAAUCGAAGGCCACAGUCGGUGCAGGA
Chara braunii is the source of this 3128-nucleotide messenger RNA. The record is from the annotation of a GenBank genome assembly. Lineage: Eukaryota; Viridiplantae; Streptophyta; Charophyceae; Charales; Characeae.